AUGCCAUCGAUACAGAUCGAGUCCGAGCUAUGUUCCACGAACCGCGAGAUCAACAUGAAUCUCGAUUGGAACCAACUUUGUGAGAAAUUGAGCCAAUUGAGUGGGGUUCUUCCUGCCGAUAUGGAAUUAAGAUUUGAAUUUAGAGAUAAAACCACCAAGACUGUGACAGCUCCCUGUGAGAAAACAGGACCAUUUGGGGAGUUUCUGAAACAAACUCCUGUGUUGCUACACAUCACAGAUGUGAAUUCUGGAUCUUUGGCUCACGAACUAGCACAGGACAUGGCCAGAUCAGAAAACAAUUCUGAUCCAUUGUCUAAACAUUUCACUCUUUCUGAAGAAGACUACAAAAAAAGAGACGAUUCUGUUUUGCAAUGGAAAAAAAACACUGGACUUGGAAGCUACGAUCCACAGUAUCGCGCUAAACUGGAUCAAGAGUUACAGCGACAGAAAGAAUGGGCCCAGCGCCUCACUUUGAACGAGCGGUGUCGUGUUACCACUCCAAACAGUGGUCUCGAAAGAAGAGGUUGGUUGCGCUACGUGGGACAUCUGCCUCACACAAGAUCCAAGGAUCAAGGUAUAUGGUGUGGCGUGGAGUUUGACGAGCCCUGUGGCAAAAAUGAUGGUUCACUUGACGGAGAAGUCUUAUUUGGGCCAGUGAAGCCUUCUUAUGGGGGGUUUGUGAAGCCCACCAGUGUGGAAACCUCGUCAGAGUUCCAACCGCUGGACAUUGAUCUGAAUUCCGAUGAUGACGAUGACGAAGAACUGUGA
This is a messenger RNA of Lachancea sp. 'fantastica', 768 nucleotides long. NCBI's taxonomy places the organism in Eukaryota, Fungi, Ascomycota, Saccharomycetes, Saccharomycetales, Saccharomycetaceae. The record is from the annotation of a GenBank genome assembly.